CCAUUCCUCAUAUCAAAAGAAGCACUUCAAUCAAUACACAAGCAUCUGCUUAUAAAGUGAUUCAAAAUCAAAAAAAAGUUAGUUUAUACUAGCUAAUUAAUUCUGUUAUCAUUGGCUUCAUCAUCAUAAUGGGUAUUCGUUUGCCAUCUUUGAUAGCCAAUAAUGCAAGGCAAUUCCACAGGCUGCAAUCAGCUGCAAGUAGAAACCACCAUUUUAAUCAAAGAGAGGAUCAUGUGGUUCCAAAAGGCCAUUUCGCGGUUUACGUCGGAGAAAAUAGGAAGCGGUUUGUGCUGCCGAUUGCAUACUUGAAUCAUCCCACAUUUCAAGAUUUGUUGCGAAAAUGGGAGGAUGAGUUUGGGUUUGAUCAUCCUAUGGGUGGCUUAACCAUUCCAUGCCAUGAGGAUGCUUUUCUUGAUAUGAUCACUUCUCGACUUCAUUUCCAGCUUUAGUUAAUUACUUUAUACGGGCUGUUUAGCUAGUUCAAUUAGAAGGCAGCAGAAAGAAGUAGUUUCUGAAGUUUUGAUUAGGAAAAAUUCUUUGGUUGUAUUGUACAUGUAAAGAUCUUCCUCUCUGAUAUUCUUUUUGCAAAUUCAGGCAAAGCAAAG
Oldenlandia corymbosa var. corymbosa is the source of this 605-nucleotide messenger RNA. Lineage: Eukaryota; Viridiplantae; Streptophyta; Magnoliopsida; Gentianales; Rubiaceae. The record is from the annotation of a GenBank genome assembly.